Messenger RNA from Tyto alba (common barn owl), 2560 nucleotides. Its product is annotated as cytochrome P450 2J2. Gene Ontology annotation, cellular component: cytoplasm; intracellular membrane-bounded organelle. The coding region runs from base 531 to 2009 and encodes 492 amino acids. Gene Ontology annotation, molecular function: oxidoreductase activity, acting on paired donors, with incorporation or reduction of molecular oxygen, reduced flavin or flavoprotein as one donor, and incorporation of one atom of oxygen; iron ion binding; heme binding. Lineage: Eukaryota; Metazoa; Chordata; Aves; Strigiformes; Tytonidae. Gene Ontology annotation, biological process: xenobiotic metabolic process. The record is from RefSeq and is a predicted model, not a curated record. The transcript has 10 exons.
UGUCGGGCUUUGGGCACGGCUUCUGCACGGGCUAUGGGCUCAAAGGCCAAAGCAGGUGGGAAGGGACGGCUGGAGGGCUCGGGGCAGGACCAACCUCAUGGCCGGAGCAGGUUGCUCUGCUUGUGCUUGUCCAGCGGAGAUCAGAGAAGUACGGUGCUUAGAAACUGCUGCAGAUCCUGGACGGCUGUUUGCUUCCAGCCCACUUCACCCCGACGCACUGAAACCUUAACCCAUGAGUCAGAUGGUUUGUCAAACGUUUGAGCAACCUUAUCUCAGAUGUCCCCGCUGACGCGGGGCUUGGUCUGGGACUCUUUGUACCAGCAAACAAGCUUCUGCCAACGAGGAAAGCGCAAGGCGCUCGGAGCGGCUGGAGCCUCCCCGGCACCGCGAAGCCGACGCUGGGACGCGGCACGCUGCGCCAGCACGUUUCCCAUCUCUCCCUGUCCCUGAGGGGUGUGGGGGUGCCCCGUAAGCUCCAUCUGUCCUGACCUGCUGCAAGACACGUCCCUGUGGAUCCCCACCAUCCACCCAUGCGGCGCUUCCUCUGGGACAGCAUCUCCAUCCAGAUGCUUCUUGUCUUCCUCGUUGUUUUCCUGCUCGUCGCUCACUACAUGAAGCACAGAAAGCCUAAAAACUUCCCUCCCAGCCCCUUCGCCAUCCCCUUCGUGGGGCACAUCCACCUGAUGAACUUCAGCAAUCCCUAUAUCCUAGUGGAUAAGCUUAUUCAAAAAUAUGGGGAAGUCUUCAGCGUACAGAUGGGCGGCACAUGGUUUGUGUUCGUAAAUGGGCUGCGGAUGGUUAAGGAAGUUCUUGUAAACCAAGGGGAAAACUUCCUGGAUCGCCCUGACAUCCCUAUCGACAGCGAGGUCUUCAGCAGCAUAGGCCUGGUAUCCUCCAACGGGCACUUGUGGAAGCAGCAGAGGAGGUUCACCUUGUCCACCCUUCGAAACUUCGGCUUGGGGAAGAGGGGCCUGGAGGAGCGCAUCCAGGAGGAGUGCCAGUGCCUCGUGGAUGUGUUGGAGGACGAGCAGGGAAAUCCUUUCAACCCUCAGCUCAAAAUCAGUAACGCCGUUUCAAACAUCAUCUGCUCUGUCAUCUUCGGCAAUCGGUUUGACUACCAUGAUAAAGACUUCCAGAAAAUGCUGCAGCUGUUGAAUGAGACAGUUGGCCUCCACGGGACCAUCAUGGCCCAGCUCUACAACUCUUUCCCAUCUAUAAUGAAGUUCCUCCCUGGAUCCCAUCAAACCAUUUUUAAAAACUGGAAGUUGUUGAAAAGUUUCGUAAGAGAGAAGAUUGAGAAACACAAGGAAGACUGGAAGCCCACAGAGAGCCGGGACUUCAUCGACAGCUACCUGCAGGAGAUAGCCAAGGACAACGGUGGUGGCAGCUUCCAGGAGGAAAACCUUGUGGCGUGCAUGCUCGACCUGCUCUUUGCUGGGACCGAGACCUCUUCCACAACCAUCCGCUGGGGUCUGCUGUAUAUGGCCAUAUAUCCGGAAAUUCAAGCCCGUGUGCAAGCCGAGAUCGAUGCGGUCAUCGGGCAGGCGCGGCAGCCAGCCCUGGAGGACAGGAACAACAUGCCCUACACCAACGCCGUCAUCCACGAAGUGCAGAGGAAAGGCAACAUCAUCCCCUUCAAUGUGCCAAGACAGACGGUGAAGGACACGGUCUUGGACGGCUUCCACAUACCAAAGGGCACAGUUAUGAUCACAAAUUUAACCUCUGUGAUGUUUGACAAGAAUGAGUGGGAAACCCCUGACGCUUUUAACCCUGAGCAUUUCCUGAAGGACGGUCAGUUCCGGAAAAGGGAGUCGUUUAUGCCAUUUUCUGUAGGGAAGCGUGCCUGUCUGGGAGAGGCGCUGGCCCGCUCCGAGCUCUUCCUCUUCUUCACGGCUCUGCUCCAGAAAUUCACCUUCCAGGCGCCCCCGGACACCACGCUCAGCCUCCAGUUCAAGCUGGGCAUGACCAUGGCCCCGCAGCCCUACAAGAUCUGCGCCGUGCGUCGGUAGGGAAGCCUUGGCCACCGGCCUUGCUGGGAAAAGCCUUUGGCAGUGAUGAUGAAAACGAGCCCUCGGCGGCUCCCCGGGGCCGUGGUACUGACCACCUGGCUCCAGGGAGAGGCUGGGCAGUUUGUUUGUUUCUUCUAAAGCAAUUGCAAAAUCAUUUAUUUUACAAGUUGUUGCAUUUAAGGUGCCGAAUUAUUUUGGUAAGAGAUUGCGUUCUAGCCAGUCCUCAGAUAUUGGAGAGGCUAGGGGCAGCUGGAUUUAUUUCUUAAUAGAUAUUCCAAUUAGUGCCGUGAUUAUAAUCCUGACACCAGAUGCAGGAACAGCUCCUACGCUGUAGAUCCGGUUGCAUUCAAAACAAGCAGUCAGCUUCACCAACAGUACAGUUUAUUCUUAUGCAACAUCUACAGAUUCUUUGAGAUUGCCUACAAUAAAUGCACAAACUGCAGGUGGCUAUAUAGCACUACACUCAGAAAUGACUGCAAUCACACACUUAAUUGCCAGGUAAUUAGUUAGCAUAGCUGAGGGCAUAAAUCUUACCAAAAGCGUCGAUUCUG